Molecule: messenger RNA, 1712 nt
Organism: Ziziphus jujuba (common jujube)
Lineage: Eukaryota; Viridiplantae; Streptophyta; Magnoliopsida; Rosales; Rhamnaceae
Product: sugar transport protein 5
Exons: 4
Coding region: 84-1643 (519 amino acids)
Biological process (GO): monosaccharide transmembrane transport
Cellular component (GO): membrane
Molecular function (GO): monosaccharide transmembrane transporter activity
Source: RefSeq, a predicted model, not a curated record
UCAAAAGUAUAUAACUCUGUGGAUUUCAAGAAAAAAGAAAGAGGGAAAGUGCAAGUCAAAAAGAAAAAAGGAAAGCCAGCUAGAUGGCCGGGGGAGCUUUUGCAGUUGAUGGGCCGGUUAGCGCUCUUAACAGCAAAAUAACGGUGGCCGUAGUCCUAACGUGCGUCGUUGCUGCUUCCAGCGGGCUCAUCUUUGGCUAUGACAUUGGAAUUUCAGGGGGUGUGACAACAAUGAUACCAUUUCUAAGCAAAUUUUUCCCAUCGGUAUUGAAGAAGGGAGCACAAGCCAAAAGAAACUUAUACUGCAUGUAUGAUAGCCAGGUAUUGACCGCAUUCACAUCCUCGCUCUACAUAGCAGGCUUAGCAGCAUCACUUGGAGCUAGCCGUCUCACUGCCUUAUUGGGCCGCAAGAACAUCAUGAUCUUAGGUGGCUUCACUUUCCUUGUCGGAGCUGCCAUUAACGGCGGUGCAGUCAACAUUGCUAUGCUCAUAUUAGGCCGAAUUUUGCUCGGAUUUGGUGUCGGUUUUACUAACCAAGCUACCCCUGUCUAUCUCUCGGAAGUGGCACCUCCCAAGUGGCGUGGCGCAUUCAACACGGGCUUUCAGUUCUUCAUAGGCGUAGGCGUGGUGGUAUCGAAUUGCAUAAAUUAUGGCACGGCUAAGCGUAGCUGGGGCUGGCGACUAUCGCUUGGCCUUGCCAUAGUUCCUGCUGCUGUUAUGACAAUUGGAGCUCUACUCAUAAUGGACACGCCUAGCAGCUUGGUGGAACGUGGUAAGCUUUCUCAAGCCAAGAGAUCUCUUCAGAAAGUCAGAGGAUCUAACAACGAUGUGGAUUCAGAGUUGGCUGAUCUUAUUAAGACCACCGAUAUCACUAGAGCAAUCAAUCAGGAGCCUUUUGUGACCAUAUUCCAGAGGCAAUACCGGCCUUACCUUGUGAUGGCAAUUGCUAUACCCUUUUUCCAACAGCUCACUGGCAUUAACAUCAUAGCAUUCUAUGCACCUGUCCUGUUUCAAUCCGUUGGGUUUGGAAAUGACUCUGCUUUGAUAGGAUCGAUCAUAUUGGGGGCGGUUAACCUUUGUUCGAUCCUAGUGUCUACCUUCGUGGUCGAUCGAUUUGGUCGUAGGUUCUUGUUCCUACUGGGCGGGAUUCAAAUGUUUGUCUGUCAGGUCGCCGUUGCUUGCUUGCUAGCAGUGACAACAGGUGUUUCUGGUACCAAGGACAUCUCAAAGGGAUAUGCCAUAUUAGUACUAAUUCUAAUGUGCAUCUAUGCUGCUGGUUUUGGAUGGUCGUGGGGGCCUUUGACCUGGCUUGUUCCAAGUGAAAUAUUCCCUCUCAAAAUUCGAUCCCCGGGCCAAAGCAUCAGUGUGUCUGUCAAUUUUGCUACCACAUUUGUGCUAUCCCAAACAUUUUUGACCAUGCUCUGCCACUUCAAGUACGGCACGUAUCUAUUCUAUGCUGGUUGGGUCUUUGUCAUGACCCUUUUUGUUGCACUUUUACUACCGGAGACCAAAGGAAUCCCUUUGGACGCUAUGCAUGUUGUUUGGGAGCGACACUGGUUUUGGCGUCGGUUUGUUCGACCCCAAUCCCAACCCCCACCAACCCCACCUACCCCGGAGGCCAUGAACAUGUUGUUCAUACACUAACUCAAAAUUAGCAUGGGGAGGUACGGAUAUCUAUAUAUAGAAUUUUAAUAUAUUGGAAGUUUAUUGAUA